This is a messenger RNA of Hyaloscypha bicolor E, 1520 nucleotides long. RefSeq lists its product as uncharacterized. The record is from RefSeq and is a predicted model, not a curated record. The transcript is spliced from 5 exons. Lineage: Eukaryota; Fungi; Ascomycota; Leotiomycetes; Helotiales; Hyaloscyphaceae. The coding region runs from base 73 to 1347 and encodes 424 amino acids.
CAAGUUUUCAAAUCCCCCGCCGACUCAACCCUUUAUCUCCUUUGAGUUUUAUUUCGGGAAUGGUGCCAAGCCAUGGCGGACUAUACCCUCCAGGAGGACUACCGGAGUCGCUUUAAAGACUUUCAAACAGUCGAGAUCCGUCGCGAGGCUCUGGUUCAGGAGGUUCUCGAAACCUUAGAUAUAGUCAAAGCACAGCUUGGUAAUGUGACCAAAGAACGGGCGAGGGAGGUUGCAGUCCUUGAGGCCGAUCUGGAGAGCGAGAGAGAUGCCCGGCGCGGUUGGCAAGACAAGGCUACGACUUUACGCGAGCGGCUGUCGUCAUUGGAACAAGCGCGGUUUGUGGUUGUGUUAGUUGACGCGGAUGCUGAUAUUUAUCUUUUUCAAGAAAAGUAUUUAUCUUGCGGUAUGCAAGGUGGUCAAUCUGCCGCAGAUGACUUCAUGACCAAAGUUAGGGAGUAUCUGGUGUCCCUUGGUCCUGCCAUUAAGGACGCCAAGACAAUUCCGGUGAUUGUCAAAGCGUAUGCCAAUUUAAGCGGACUUGCUCAAGCGUGUAUGCGAGAUAAGAAGGUUGGCUCCGUGGGAGACAUGAGACAAUUUUGGUGCGGUUUUACGAGACGAUAUCCUCUGGUUGACUUCGUGGAUGUUGGUGCUGGGAAGGAAGAGGCCGAUAACAAGCUACGAGAAGUUCUAGCGUUUCAUAUUGUCAAUCCUCAAUGUGAGCAUGUACUGCUCGCCUGUUGCCACGACGCGGGAUACGUACCCGUUCUCAGGCAGUACGCGGCCCAAGCAACACUUUUUGAACGCAUAACGUUGCUCUCGGCCGGGGUGGUCCGACCAGAUAUAGGCGAUCUGGGGUUUCGGACAACACGUAUCUUCGACUCAUUGUUCGGCCACAGUGGAUCCCCUAGAGUAACACCAACCGCUACAAAUGGGAAGAAUGCCCAAAUGCCGCCAGUUACCGUGCAGCAAAUAGUAGACCUUUUCACUAGGACACCUUCCCGCCCUCAGGAGAACCUAGUGAGCAACCCAGUGAGCAACCCAGUGAGCAAUUCGGGAAGGUUACGACCAAUAAUCCGUAACAAUUCUGGGAAGCGCAUUGAUAAGAAAUUGAGUGUUGAGGAGAGUCUCAUUCAAGCAAUGAAGAAACGCAAUUUGUGCAGUUGGCAUUAUCUGCGUGCCGACUGUUUGGCGAGUUCGUGCAAACGGAAUCACUCGUACCCGAGACCGUUGAGUCCGGUCGAGUAUGACGCUCAGUGGUGUAUUGCCAGGCAUGGUUUGUGUUAUCGCCUGCGCAGAGGUAAUAAUUGUGAUGAUGCCCAGUGUAUGUACGGCCACGGUCCUAGUUGAGCUAUUGAAUUGGCUUGUUGGGACCUGGAAACGUGGCACCUUUGUAUCAUAGCACGGGCUCAACAAACGUUAUCGUGGAAGGCGCCAGUGGGUGGGCACUAGGAAGGAAUGGAAUCUGAUAUUCGAUCCACCCAUGAUAACUUCCGAUAUUGCUACUCCAUCUAAAGAUCUCC